This is a messenger RNA of Synchytrium microbalum, 1260 nucleotides long. RefSeq lists its product as uncharacterized. NCBI's taxonomy places the organism in Eukaryota, Fungi, Chytridiomycota, Chytridiomycetes, Synchytriales, Synchytriaceae. Gene Ontology annotation, molecular function: RNA binding. Gene Ontology annotation, cellular component: U2-type spliceosomal complex. The record is from RefSeq and is a predicted model, not a curated record. Gene Ontology annotation, biological process: mRNA splicing, via spliceosome. Bases 1 to 1260 code for a protein of 419 amino acids. The transcript has 4 exons.
AUGUCCUUCCUAGGACGAGACAGACCGCCCCAACGGCCUCAACCGCCCAAGGCGAAACCAGUUCGAUACUGGCCAGGCAAAGCUCCCGCUCCAGAAGCAGUCCAAUCGGAUUCAGACGACGAAAAUGAAGAACAAGACAAACAACAAAGCCUCGAAGACAGAACAUCCAGAACCAAGAAUGCUGCUCUUAUCGAUCAAGUAGCUGUUACUAGUAUAGGAUCUGAUGAGCUUGUAGAUCGUCGAUUACGGAGAUUGCAGGCAUCGAAAGCUCAGCAGGAAAACGAGGAAGUGGACGAAGACGAGGAGGAGGAAGAAAUAGAGCAGCAUAAAGAGGAGGAAAAAGAGGAAGAUGAAGAGGCUGCUAGUAGUAGGAGGUUACAGGCGAGAGAGAUUGCAUUGGCUAGACGCAGGAAGGAGGAGGAAGAGGCUGAAAGGGCGCAGCAACAAGCUGACGAGGAAGAAGAAUCAGGUGAUGACUCGUCAGAAUACACUGAUGAAGAAUCAGAAGAGGAGGAAGUCGCUCCUAAACCUCUCUUCAAACCUGUAUUCGUGCCAAAGACUUCUCGAGUCACAGUCACAGAUGCAGAUAAACUACUAGAAGAAGAAGAAGAGGCAGACAGGAAACGUGAUCAAGAACGUGAAGAUAGGAGACGAGAAGCUCAUAACAUGGUUGCUGAAGAGUUGAAGAGAGAGAUAGCUGAAGCUGCAUCAUCAAUCAAAACCCUCAUAACAGACAUUGACGACACAGAUGGUCUCGACGAAGAAGCCGAAUUCGAAUCAUGGAAGCUGCGAGAACUCCUCCGCAUAAAACGAGACCGUACCGAAGCCUCAGAACGUGAACUAGACGAAACAGAAAAAGAACGACGUCGUAAUAUGACUGAUGCUGAAAUCAUGGCCGAAAACUCUGCCCUCAAUCCAGACUCUCAAGGGAAAUCAAAACAACGGUUUAUGCAGAAAUAUUUCCAUAAAGGUGUAUUUUAUCUCGAUGAGCACAAGGACGUGCUUGAGAAACGUGAUUUUGCGGAACCGACGCUGGAUGAUAGGUUUGAUAAGAGUAUAUUGCCUGAGGUUAUGCAGGUCAAGAAUUUCGGGAGGGCUGGAAGGACGAAAUGGAAGCAUUUGGCUGCUGAAGAUACGACGCAGUACGAUGCUGGCUGGGCACAAAAAGAUAAUCCGGUGAAUAAGAGAGGGGUGGAGAAGAUGGGUGGGUUGCAUCAGACGGGGUUUGAUAGGCCGAAUAAGAAGAGUCGUGGAGAAUGA